AUGUAUCUACGUUUGUUUAUAUCUAUCUAUCUAUCUAUCUCUCUAUGUCAUUUCAUAUCUAUCUAUCUAUCCAUCUAUCUAUCUAUCUAUCUCUGUUCAUAUCUAUCUAUCUAUCUAUCUAUCUAUCUAUCGUGGUCUUUUCAUAUUUAUCGAUCCCAUUCUAUUCAUAUCUAUCUAUCUAUCUAUCUAUCUAUCUAUCUAUCUAUCUAUCUAUCUGCAUUUGUUAAUAUCUAUCUAUCUAUCUAUCUAUCUAUCUAUCUAUCUAUCUAUCUAUCUUGGCCUUUUCAUAUUUAUCUAUCUCAUUCUAUUCAUAUCUAUCUAUCUAUCUAUCUAUCUAUCUAUCUAUCUAUCUGCAUUUGUUCAUAUCUAUCUAUCUAUCUUGGUUUUUCAUAUUUAUCUCAUUCUAUUCAUAUCUAUGUAUCUAUCUAUCUAUCUAUCUAUCUACGUCUUUUCGUAUCUAUGUAUAUACAACUGUUCUAUCUAUCUAUCUAUCUAUCUAUCUAUCUAUCUAUCUAUCUAUCUACCAUACUUUCUUCCUUUGUCUCUUUCUUCAUUAGCCUUUUUAUUUUAUUCUUUCUUUUAGUCCUUAAUCUUUUUUCUUCUUCUUCCCGUGACUUCCAAUUUUUCGCUUUUUGUCUAUUAAUUUUUUUCUCCUUCGUUCAUUUUUUCAUUAAUCUUUUUAUUUUCUUCUUUUUCCCUUUCUUUUCCCCCUUCUUCUUCUUCUUCUUCUUCUUCUUCUUCGUCUUCUUCAAUUCAUUAAUUUUUUUAUAUUUUCUUCUUUCUAUUUCCCAUUCUUUUUCUUCUUCCUUCUCUUCAUCGUCUGCUUCUUCAUUCUUUCCUUCUUUUUUCCUUUUCAUCCUUCUUCUUCUUCUUCUUCUUCUUCUUCUUCCACUUUUCACUCUUCUGUUUAAUAACAUACUUUCUUCCUUUGUCUCAUACUUCAUAUUUUCUUCUUUCUAUUUCCUCUUUCUUCUUCUUCUUCUUCUUCUUCUUCUUCUUCCUCUUCCUCUUCUUCUUCUUCUUUCCUCAUUGACUUUCAUCUCCAUCAUCUAUUUUUUACUAGUCUCUUUCAACCAACUCUUUUAUUAUCUCCGACGUCUUUUCUCUCCAUUUUCUCUUCAGCCUUCGCCUUCUCUACAGACGCCGGAUUUCUUUUAA
Messenger RNA from Acanthosepion pharaonis, 1158 nucleotides. NCBI's taxonomy places the organism in Eukaryota, Metazoa, Mollusca, Cephalopoda, Sepiida, Sepiidae. The record is from the annotation of a GenBank genome assembly.